This is a messenger RNA of Geodia barretti, 528 nucleotides long. The record is from the annotation of a GenBank genome assembly. NCBI's taxonomy places the organism in Eukaryota, Metazoa, Porifera, Demospongiae, Tetractinellida, Geodiidae.
AAAGGGCCAAAGGUCGGCAUCCCGUUCGUUGUCUGUGUCGUGUGUUGUAUAUCCUGAAGCUGUGCCAUUUUGCCGACCAUGAGUGCCCUGCGUGUGGCCCUAACUCGGUUCAGCUGGAAAGCCCUACCAGCCGCUGUCAGGUCCAGUCAGCGAGCGCUAGCUCCGGCAGCAGCAGUGAACGGGGCGGUGUGGCGGCGGUACGGUCACGGGAAGCCCGUGGAGAGUGACGAAGACUUUGAUGCCCGAUGGCUGGCCUACUUCCAGCAACCUGAGCUGGAUGCCUGGGAUCUCAAGAAGGGGGUCAACGAACUCUACGGCCAUGACCUCGUCCCGGAACCCAAGAUCGUCGUGGCUAUGCUCCAGGCUGCCAGGAGGCUAAACGACAUAGCGUUGGCCAUCCGCAUCCUGGAGGCCAUCAAGAGCAAGGCAGCUGGGGACAAGGAGAUCUACAGCUACGUCCUGAGUGAGAUCAAACCCACUCUGGAUGAGCUGGGCAUCCGGACUCCAGAGGAACUCGGGCUGGCAUAG